AUGGCGGAAGUGGAGGAACAGGCGAGAAAACCCAGUGAAGAAUUCACAGAUGAGUCCGAGGAGGAGGACAGCGAGGAGGAGCCCAAGCUGAAGUACGAGCGCCUCUCCAACGGGGUGACGGAGAUCCUGCAGAACGACGCAGCCAGCUGCAUGACCGUCCACGACAAGUUUCUGGCUCUAGGUACUCACUUUGGGAAGGUCUUCCUGCUGGACAUCCAGGGAAACGUGACUCAGAAGUUUGAAAUUAGUUCAGUGAAGAUCAACCAGAUCAGCCUGGAUGAGAGUGGAGAGCACGUGGGCAUCUGCUCCGAGGACGGGAAGGUUCAAGUGUUCGGCCUCUAUACAAGAGAGGGUUUCCACGAGAACUUCGACUAUCCCGUAAAAGUGGUCGCUCUGCAUCCUCAGUUCACCAGAUCCAACUACAAACAGUUUGUCACCGGGGGCAACAAGCUGCUUCUGUAUGAAAAGAACUGGCUGAACCGCUGGAAGACUUCGCUUCUGCAUGAAGGCGAGGGCACGAUCACAAACAUCCAGUGGAGAGCCAACCUGAUCGCGUGGGCCAACAACGUGGGAGUGAAAAUUUAUGACAUUAGUACAAAGCAGCGGAUCACAAAUGUUCUGAGGGAUAACGUCAGCCUGAGACCCGACAUGUACCCCUGCAGCCUGUGCUGGAAGGACAACACCACCCUCAUCGUGGGCUGGGGUACCUCCAUCAAGAUUUGUGUUGUAAAAGAGCGAAAUCCCACUGAAAUGAGAGACCUGCCCAGCCGCUAUGUGGAAAUAGUGUCUGCGUUUGACACGGAGUUUUUCAUCAGCGGCCUGGCGCCGCUGGCCGAUCAGCUCGUCACCCUGUACUUUGUGAAGGAGAACUCGGAGCAGAUGGACGAGGAGUUUCGAGCGCGGCCUCGCCUCGACAUCAUCCAGCCGCUGCCCGAGAGCUGCGAGGAGAUCUCGUCCGACGCGCUGACUGUGCGCAACUUCCAGGACAACGAGUGCAGGGACUACCGGCUCGAGCAUUCAGAGGGAGAGUCGCUCUUCUACAUCAUCAGUCCCAAAGACAUCGUCGUGGCCAAAGAGCGAGACCAGGAUGACCAUAUUGAUUGGCUGCUUGAAAAGAAGAAAUAUGAGGAAGCGCUGAUGGCUGCAGAGAUCAGCUUCAAAAACAUAAAGAGGCACGACGUGCAGAAGAUCGGGAUGGCGUACAUCAAUCACUUAGUGGAGAAAGGCGACUACGACAGCGCUGCGCGGAAGUGUCAGAAGGUUCUGGGGAAAAACAUGGAACUGUGGGAGAACGAAGUGUACCGGUUCAAAACCAUCGGGCAGCUGAAGGCCAUCAGUCAGUAUUUACCAAGAGGAGAUCUGCGUCUCCGGCCGGCCAUCUAUGAGAUGAUCCUGCACGAGUUUCUAAAAACAGACUAUGAGGGUUUCGCCAUGCUGAUCCGGCAGUGGCCUGGAGAGCUGUACAACAACUUGGCCAUAGUUCAGGCCGUCUCAGACCACCUGAAGAGAGACCCCACCAACAGCACCCUGCUCACCACACUGGCCGAACUAUACACGUACGACCAGCGGUACGACAAAGCCCUGGAGAUCUACCUGAAACUGAGACACAAAGACGUCUACCAGCUGAUCCACAAACACAACCUCUUCUCCUCCAUCGAGGACAAGAUCGUGCUCCUCAUGGACUUUGACAAAGAGAAAGCGGUCGACAUGCUUCUUGACAAUGAAGACAAGAUAUCAACAGACAGGGUGGUGGAGGAACUCGCAGACAGGCCUGAGCUGCUGCAUGUGUACCUCCAUAAACUGUUCAAGCGGGACCACCACAAAGGACAGAAGUACCACGAGAGACAGAUCGGCCUGUACGCCGAGUACGACCGGCCAAACCUCUUACCGUUCCUGAGAGAUAGCACGCACUGCCCUCUGGAGAAGGCCCUGGAGAUCUGCCAGCAGAGGAACUUUGUGGAAGAGACAGUCUUCCUGCUCAGCAGGAUGGGGAACUGCCGGAGAGCCCUACAGAUGAUCAUGGAGGAGCUGGGCGAUGUGGACAAGGCCAUUGAGUUUGCCAAAGAGCAGGAUGACGCCGAGCUGUGGGAGGAUCUCAUCUCAUACUCCAUUGACAAACCACCCUUCAUCACCGGACUCCUCAAUAAUAUCGGCACCCACGUCGAUCCCAUUCUGCUCAUCCAUCGCAUCAAAGAGGGCAUGGAGAUCCCAAACCUCAGAGAUUCGCUGGUGAAAAUCCUGCAGGACUACAACCUCCAGAUUCUUUUGAGAGAAGGAUGCAAGAAGAUCCUGGUGGCCGACUCCCUCUCCCUCCUUCAGAAAAUGCAUCGAACCCAGAUGAGAGGAGUUCGUGUUGAUGAAGAGAACAUUUGUGAGUCAUGCCAUGCUACCAUAUUACCUUCAGACAUGGCCAAACCCUUCAAUGUGGUGGUGUUUCACUGCAGACACAUGUUUCACAAAGAGUGUUUACCAUCUCCAGGAACACUUCACGGGGUGCAGUUCUGCAACAUCUGCAGUGCGAAGAGGCGAGGACCUGGCAGUGGGAUCCUUGAGAUGAAAAAGUAGCUUCCAGUCAUUUUCUCACACUGUUGUUAUUAAUGCUUUUCAUCUCAUUAUUCUCUCGCUUCCGCUGUGUAUUGAUCAGUGGUUAUUAUGCUCUCAGUCUGGAACUGUGCACUUGCAAAAAUGUUAAAUAAUACUGCUGGACUGUCUCUGUAUAUUUACAUCUAAUAACUGUAAAGUGCUGUGUUUGUUCUGCUUGCCACUAAUGCAAUUUGAUGAUGAAAAAAUAAAACUGAAUAA
Molecule: messenger RNA, 2802 nt
Organism: Salarias fasciatus (jewelled blenny)
Lineage: Eukaryota; Metazoa; Chordata; Actinopteri; Blenniiformes; Blenniidae
Gene: vps41
Product: VPS41 subunit of HOPS complex
Exons: 28
Coding region: 1-2565 (854 amino acids)
Biological process (GO): protein targeting to vacuole; cellular response to starvation; vesicle-mediated transport
Cellular component (GO): late endosome; HOPS complex
Molecular function (GO): protein binding
Source: RefSeq, a predicted model, not a curated record